CUAUGAUCAGUUGACAAGGAAAUUUCUUUAUGGAAAAACUCUUGAUAGUGUAGAUAUUAAAAAGAGAACAUAUUAAAAAUAAAUCAUAUUCUUUCAUUUACUCUGUGCUAGCACCAGUUUUCUGAGCCAGAUCCAAUGGAGAAUAGAACAAGCUUUGGCCUUCAUGGAGCUUACAUUUCACAAUGAAUCAACAAACAAACAAAUAUGUAUAAUUUAAUGCCAGAAAUUGACAUAAUAGAGGGUAGGGAAUGAUAAGGGCUCUGUUUUCUUUCAAAAGUAAGGUCAAAGAGUACUUCUCUGAUACACAGAUCAAGGGAAGACUCCUCUGGUGACAUCUGGGCAGAGAACUAAUAUAAGCCAUGCAAAUAUCUGAGGGAAGGGCUAUCUAGGACCAGGAACAGCAAGUGCAAAGGCCCUGUGGCAGAAACACACUUGAUAGCAGGCUCGAGAAAGUACAAGACCAGUGGGGCUGGAGCAGAGAAAGCUGUUGGAAACAUGGUAGGAAAUGAGAUUGCAGAAGGUGAGCUCAUGAAGGAUCUUAGAAGCCAUGCAAAGUGGGAUAGGAAGCAACCACAAAGUACUUAAAAUAUUUUUAUUACGGAAGGCUUUAUUUUCCUCAUAUGCAAAAGUAGAAAGAACAGCAUGGUGAACUGUCAUCACCCAGCUUUUUAAAUCUCAGCACAUGACCUGUCUGGCUUCAUCCGUCCUGCUCCUUGCCCCAGUCGAUUUUGAAGCAAUUCAUCUGUAAAUAUUUCAUUAUUUUUCUCUAAAAGACAAGGGCCUUUUUAAAAAUGAGCAAAACCACAGUACCAUGAUCGUGCCUAAAAAAGCCAGUCACCCCUUAAUGUCGUCACAUAUCCAGUUGAUAGUUUGGAUCUUGUUUUUAAAAAACCAGCUUUAAAAAUGUUGGUUAAAAAAAACAACAACAUUGUAUACUAAGUGCAACAAUGGUUCACAAUUAAGAAAAAGUUUUUUUUUUAAUUGAUUUUCUUAAAUCAGGAUCCAAACAAGGGUUGCUCAUUAUUCCCAUCACUUCGUUUAGAAUGACCCUUUUCCCCCUUUGCCUGUAACUGAUAGAUCUGUAGCCUUGAUUAGAUUCGUUUAAUUUUUUCUUUUUUCUUUUUGGUCAAGAAGCCAAUAAAGAUCAUUCCCUGCAUCACCGAGGGUUAAGCUUCAAAUUCCGUAAUUUAUUUUGCACUUACUGGUUGGAAUUAUUCUAAAAACAACAACAACAAAACCAAAACUUUCCCUCACCAGCUUUUCAGCUUCCCCGAGUUCCAGUCCGUUCUGGAAAGAUAGGAGAAAUGCUCGUCCUCUCCUUUUCUCCAGCCUAAUGGGUUGUGAUUAGGAAUGACACAAUCCGACUUACAUUUUAGGACCACUCUGGCUGCCGAGUAGAGAACAGACUGAAGCGGGGGUACGUGAGGCGUCACAGCUAGUGGCCUCCCCUUGACAUUCAGUUUCUCUUUCCUCGCUGGUAAGAGAACCACAAUUUAAAACAUUAAUUUUUAAUUGACAAAUAAAAAUUAUAUAUAUUUAUGGUGUUCAACAUGACGUUUCAGUAGAUAUACACACUGUGGAAUGGCUAAAUCAAGCUAAUUAAUAUAUACAUUACCUCACAUGCUUGUAAUUAUUUUUAGUGAGAACAUUUAAAAUCUACUUUCUUAGCAUUUUCAAUUUUACAAUACAUUGUUAUUAAGUUGUAUAGUAGAUCUCCUGAACAUCUUCUCCCUGUCUAACUGAAAUUUUGUACCCUCUGACCAGCAUCCCCGAAUUCCCCAGCCCCACCCCCUGGGAAUCACCGUUCUAUUCUCUGCUUCUAUGCGUUUGACUGUAUUAGAUUCCACAUAUAAUUGAAAUCAUGCAGUAUUUGUAUCUCUAUGCCUGGCUUAUUUUACUUAGCAUAAUUGCCCCCAGGUUCAUCCAUGUUGUCACAAAUGAUGGAAUUUCCUUCUAAGCUUACACAGUAUUCCAUUGUGUGUAUAUACCACAUUUUUUUUUUGACAGUCUCACUCUGUUGCCCAGGCUGGAGUGCAGUGGUGCAAUCUCAGCUCACUGCAGCCUCCACCUCCCAGGCUCAAGCAGUCCUACCUCAGCCUCCCAAGUAACUGGGAUUACAGGUGCCCACCACCACGCCCAGCUAAUUUUUCAAAAUUUUUUUAUUUUUAGUAGAGAUGGGGUUUUUCCAUGUUGGCCAGGCUGCUCUCAAACUCCUGAGCUCAACUGAUCUGCCCAUCUUAGCCUCCCCAAAUUCUGGGAUUAUAGGCGUGAGCCAGUGUGCCCCGCCCACAUUUUCUUUAUCUGUUCAUCCAUUGAUGGACACUUGGGUUGAUUCCACAUGUUGGCUAUCAUGAAUAAUGCUGCAAUGAACGUGGGGGUUCAGGUAGCUCUUUCACAUACUGAUUUCAUUUCCUUUGGAUAUAUACCCAGAAGUGAAAUUACUAGAUCAUAUGGUAGUUCUAUUUUUAAUUUUUUGAGCAACUGCCAUACUGUCUUCCAUACUGGCUGUACUAAUUUACAUUCCCAUCAUCAGUGUACUGGGAGAACCACAGAUUUUGACUGGACUCUGCUGCCUGAAAUAAGAGAUUACAUUGCCCAGCCUCCUUCACAGCUGUGUGUAAGUGUCAGCCAAUGAGAUGUGAGUAGAGAUCCAAGGCACCUGCUUGAAGAGGGCUGACACAGCAGAAGAUACCCUGUCCCUUCUGCCUUCCUCCUCCUGCCCUGCAGCUUGACUGUGAAAGAGUUGUGUCCCAGGAAUCACUCUGCCCCACAGGGUGACAUCAGGGAUGGCAGCUGCAUGCUAGAAUGGUAGAGGAGGAAUUUAGGAAUUUGGGUCUCUGAUGACACUGUUGAGCCACCCUGCCGACCUGGCCUGCCUACCUCUGGACUUCUUUGUAUAAGAGAGGAUUAUGCCCAUAUGUUGACCUGUGUUACUGAAAGAGAAAAGUUUAUUGUACCCAUCAAAGCUAGAGGCGCACGAGCCAUUCUCGAUUUUCCUGACAAGCUGAAUUUUUCCACCUGCCCUGUCAAAUACAGCACCCAGAAGAUUCUGCUGGUACGAAACAUUGGCAAUAAAAAUGCUGUAUUUCACAUCAAAACUUGUAGGCCUUUCUCUGUAGAACCAGCUGUUGGAACUCUUAAUGUGGGAGAGUCCAUGCAACUGGAAGUGGAGUUUGAGCCACAGAGUGUGGGCGAUCACAGUGGAAGACUUAUCGUGUGUUAUGACACAGGUGAAAAGGUGUUCGUAUCUCUCUAUGGAGCUGCCAUAGACAUGAAUAUAAGGCUGGAUAAGAAUUCCCUGACCAUCGAGAAAACCUAUAUAUCUCUGGCCAAUCGGCGAACUAUAACCAUUCACAACCGCAGUAAUAUCAUUGCCCGUUUCCUGUGGAAGGUAUUUGCUACCCAGCAAGAAGAGGACAGAGAAAACUACAGGGUCGGUGAUGAUCAGUUCAAAGAGGAGAAGGAUGAGACUGAUGAGUUUUUUGAAGAGUGCAUUGCUGAUCCUUCACUCCGAGAACGUCUUUCUGUUCUCUCCCGAACCUUUGCGAAUCAGAGGAGGCCGGUGCAGGGAGACAGCAUGAUCUUCUUCAAUAGCGUUUUCACUGUGGAGCCCCUGGAAGGUGAUGUCUGGCCCAAUUCAUCAGCUGAAAUCACCGUGUACUUUAACCCACUAGAAGCCAAGCUCUAUCAACAGACCAUUUACUGCGACAUUUCAGGCCGAGAAAUCCGUCUUCCCCUCCGAAUCAAAGGGGAAGGAAUGGGACCCAAGAUUCGCUUCAACUUUGAAUUGCUGGAUAUUGGGAAGGUUUUCACUGGAUCUGUACAUUGUUAUGAGGCGAUACUGUACAACAAAGGCAGCAUCGACGCUCUCUUCAGCAUGGCCCCUUCAACUUCACCUUUGGGGGCCUGCUUUGUUUUCAGUCCCAAGGAAGGCAUCAUUGAACCAAGUGGAGUCCAAGCUCUCCAGAUCUCCUUCAGCUCUGCCAUUCUGGGAAACUUUGAAGAAGAGUUCCUGGUCGAUAUCAAUGGGUCACCUGAGCCUGUGAAACUGACCAUUAGAGGCUGUGUCAUUGGACCAACCUUCCAUUUUAAUGUUCCGGCUCUGCACUUUGGUGAUGUUUCCUUUGGGUUUCCUCAAACCUUGAUAUGUUCCCUCAAUAAUACUUCUUUGGUCCCCAUGGCUUUCAAACUGCGUGUCCCUGGGGACGGCCUUGGCCGUAAAAGCAUUUCAUGUUGUGAGCAGCAUGCAGACUACAAAAGACCGUCUUGGACCAAGGAAGAAACAUCCUCAAUGAAACCAAAAGAAUUCACCAUCACGCCCGACUGUGGCACUAUUCGCCCCCAGGGAUUUGCUACUAUCAGGGUGACCUUAUGCUCCAACACUGUGCAGAAAUAUGAGCUGGCACUGGUGGUGGACGUGGAGGGCAUUGGAGAAGAGGUGCUGGCACUCUUAAUUACAGCAAGGUGUGUUGUACCUGCCCUCUACCUGGUCAGCACAGAGGUGGACUUUGGGCACUGCUUCCUGAAGUACCCAUACAAGAAAACACUCCAGCUUGCCAAUCAAGAUGACCUCCCAGGAUUCUAUGAGGUGCAGCCUCAGGUGUGUGAGGAUGUACCUGCUGUGCUGCUUUCCAGCCCCACCCCUAGCGGGGUCAUCCCGGCCAACAGCACCAUCCAUAUACCGCUGGCCCUGGAGACCCAGGUCACCGGAAAACACAGGUCCACAGUUUACAUCUCGAUCUUUGGGAGCCAGGACCCCCCUUUGGCAUGUCACUUAAAGAGCGUUGGAGAAGGCCCAGUUAUCUACAUCCAUCCCAGUCAAGUGGACUUUGGCAGUAUCUACGUCCUCCAAGACUCUUCCAGGAUUCUCAACCUAUGCAACCAGUCCCUCAUUCCCGCAUUUUUCCGGGCACACAUGGCACACAAAAAAUCCCUCUGGACGAUUGAACCCAGUGAAGGCAUGGUUCCUCCAGAAACUGAUGUUCAGCUGGCACUGACUGCCAACCUGAAUGACAUACUGACAUUCAAAGACUGUGUCAUUUUGGACAUUGAAAAUAGCAGUACCUAUCAGAUUCCUGUUCAGGCUUCCGGAACUGGUUCCACUAUUGUUUCAGAUAAGCCCUUUGCUCCAGAACUCAAUCUGGGGGCACGUUUUAGCCUGGAUACCCAUUAUUACCGCUUUAAGUUGACCAACAAGGGACGUCGGGUCCAACAGUUGUUCUGGAUGAAUGAUAGCUUCCAUCCCCAGGCCAAGCUGAGGAAGAAGGGCCGGGUUAAGAAGGGACAUGCUCAUGGCUGGCCUCAGCCCAGUGGCUCUCAGGAGCCCAGGGAUCCACAGAGCCCCGUAUUUCAGCUCCACCCCGCCACGAUGGAGCUGUACCCAGACCAGACAAUCGAUGUGACACUUGAAGCCUAUUCUGCUACUCCCAGGAUAGUUAAAGAGAAGCUGGUGUGCCACGCCAUCAUCGGGAUGCAGAAGGGGAAGAGCUUGUUGUUGACUGUGAACAUCACCUGCGAGUUCAUUGCGCCUCUCAUCCAGCUCUCCACCAAACAGCUCAUCUACCAACUGGAGAAGAAACCUAACACUAUCCUGAAAUCUGAUUACCAGCCCUUGGCCAUAAAGAACAUUUCCACCCUGCCUGUGAACUUGUUGCUGUCAACAUCUGAACCCUUCUUUAUAUGUGAGACUGAUAAAUCCCUGCUGCCGGCAACUCCCGAGCCUAUUAAACUGGAAAUUGAUGAAGAAAAAAACCUGCUGAUCAAGUUUGACCCCUCCUACAGAAACGAUCUGAUCAACUGGGUGGCAGAAGAAAUUCUUGAAAUUAAGUAUGUGGAACACCCUCAGAUAGACAGCCUGGACCUGCGUGGAGAAGUGCAUUACCCCAACCUUAGCUUUGAGACAAUGGAGUUGGAUUUUGGCUGCAUCCUGAAUGAUACUGAGGUCAUUCGCUACGUUACCAUCACCAACUGCAGCCCCUUGGUUGUGAAGUUCCGCUGGUUCUUCUUGGUGAAUCAUGAGGAAAAUCAGAUAAGGUUUGUGACAAUGCCAAAGCCCUACAGUGCCCCGCUGUCCCAUACAGAGUCCAUCCCAGCAACCUCACCGACUGCCAGCUCACCAGCACUCCGAGUUGCAGUAGAGUCCCCCGAGAUGGAUUUAAAUAAUUCUGUUAAGACUCUCCUCGUGAAUGAAGAUGCCAGUCCUGUGAAUGAAGAGCUCAGAAAAACAAAAGUGUCCAGUGUGGUCUCAGACGAAUUAAAAAUUAGCUCUGCUGAAACAGAAAGAAUAUACUCAAGCCAGAGCCAGGUGGAGGAUCAGGAAUGCCUACAGACUUGUGAACCAAAUGAGAUGCUUUCCAUCGGAAUAGAAGAAGUUUUUGAUAUUUUGCCCCUCUAUGGAGUGUUGCAGCCACACAGCAGCCACCAAGUGUCGUUCACCUUCUAUGGACACUGUAACAUCAUUUCACAGGCUAAAGCUCUGUGUGAAGUGGAAGGCGGACCCACCUAUGAAAUAACACUAAAGGGAGAGGCGUCCCUGGUCAGCUAUUCCUUUGACACCAAGGAUAUUCACUAUGGAUUACAGCUGUUUGACCACAUCACAGAGAGGGAAAUCACGCUGAUGAACACGGGGAAAGUCAGCUUUGAGUUCAAGGUUCUGACUGACCACCAGUCUUCUCCAGACAACCUUCUACCUGGAGUGCCACUAAUUCUGCCUCUUUCGGGUUUUAUCAGUUCACAUCAAGAGCAGGUAUUGAAAGUUUACUACCUACCUGGAGUACCUGAGGUCUUUAAAAGGAGUUUCCAGAUACAGAUCGCCCACCUGGACCCAGAAAGUAUCACUCUGAGUGGAGAGGGAAUCUUUCCCCAAAUCUGCCUCGAUCUCCCCAGGAACCUCACAGCGAAUGAAAAGUAUGAAACCUUCUUGAAUCAGGCCAGGAAAAACACUGACAAAGAGUAUAACAAAUGUGAAACAGUCGAUCAGUUUGACAUAAUAACCGAGGAAGUGCCAGAAGAUGAGUCUGCAGAGGUAAGUUCUCAUAUCCAGAUGGAAGUAGAGAGACUUAUUGUCCAAAGCUAUGUCCUAGAACGUCAGAAAACGAUCACCCCUGAUCCCACAGACACCUGCUUCAGCCUUCGGAAUCGCCGCAAACUGGCCAAAGUCCAGCUGCCAGAGUACAUCCUGGACUUCGGCUACAUCAUCCUUGGUGAAGUCCGAACCCACAUCAUCAAAAUCACCAACACCAGUCAGUUUCCAGUGUCGUUCCACGCAGACAAGCGCGUCCUUCAUGAGACAGGUACCCAGGCUGGAUUUAGUACUGAGCUAGAUCGUGUAAAGAAUCUGCCUUACUGUGAAACAGAAACGUUUGAAGUGAGAUUUGACCCACAGGGGGCCAAUCUACCUGUUGGAAGCAAAGAAGUCAUUCUGCCCAUCAAGGUGGUUGGAGGGCCACCAGUUCACAUCUGUCUUCAAGCCAAGGUGACCAUUCCAACCAUGACUCUCUCUCGUGAAAAAGUGGACUUUGCCACAAUUCAGUGUGGACAGUGCCUGGUGGAAACUAUUCAGCUUUCCAAUCAUCUCCAAGUCCCUUGUGAAUGGUUUGUCCACAGCCAAAAGCCUAUUGACAAGCUGGAGAAACACAUGCCAAAAUACUUAAGACAGAAACUGCGUGCAGAAUUAAAGCCCAAGAUCCGGAUCUUUGAGAUCCAGCCCAUUUCUGGAGUCUUGGAUCCUGGUGAGAAGUCCAACGUGCAAGUGAAAUUCAUGCCAAAAGAAGAGAAAUUCUACAGCCAAACCCUAAUGUUUCAGAUUGCCCAGAGUACUCAAAAGCUUACACUGCUGGUAUAUGGGCAAGGUCUAGAGCCACGCCUGGAAUUUAGUCCUUCAGUCCUGGACCUGGGGCCACUGCUACUUUGUGCACCUAGAGAUGAGGCCGAAGUGAUAGUGAAGAAUCCCUGUGACUUCCCCAUUGAGUUUUAUUCCUUAGAAUUUGAUCAGCAAUAUCUCAUAGAAGAAAAGAUCUUGCGGAAGAUGAAGGGCUAUGAUUCCUACAACACCCUGCUGCUGCCUCCCCGCAACCCGGGGGAGAAGCUGCCUCCAGAACUGUAUGAGUACUUUAAGGAUAUGAAGAAGUCAAAAGAGGAGCAGAUAAGGGUGAAAUACCUGGAGAAUCUGGCACAGGAGAAUGAAGAAGAAGACAUGCUCACAUCAGAUCAGGGAACCUCCUCUAGCACGAAGAGGUCAUCGCUGAGCCAAGGGAUCUCUGCCACGUCCAACUUGGAAGAGCAGCAGGGCCUGUUGAUCGAGUCCAGAACCUAUCCAGAGGAAGAGGAGGAUGAGGACAGUGUGGAAAACAUCAUGUUCCAAACUGACAAGAUUCAGAGCAUUGACAACCACCCCAUGGAGGAAGUUGGAGAGGUAGAAAACAACCCAGUGAGCAAAGCAAUUGCUCGCCACCUGGGUAUUGACAUUUCUGCAGAAGGUCGCCUGGCUAAGAACCGGAAAGGCAUUGCCAUUAUCAUCCAUGGGACACCCUUGUCAGGAAAGUCAGCCAGCGCUGUCAGCAUGGCCAGGUACUACAAUGCAGCCUGCCUGAGCAUCGACUCCAUCGUGCUGGAAGCCGUGUCUGACAGCAACAACCUCCCAGGGAUCCGGGCCCGUGAGCUCUGCAUCAGGGCUGCCAUAGAGCAGUCCAUGAAGGAAGGAGAGGAGGCUGCCCAGGAGGCUGCUGUGGGUCAAAAUGCCGUGGGGCAAAGACAACUGAGCAGUGAGAUCUUGGGCAGGUUGACCUCAGAGAUGGCUCUGGUGGCCCCGGAAAUUAAACCUGGAAAGAGCGUUCGUGGGAGCUUGGUAAACUCCAAAAGCAAGGUGGAUAGCCAUGGCUCCGGGUCGCAGAAGCAGCAUCACCUGCAGCAGUCCGAAACAUCACAGAUUUCCUCCAGCCCUCUUCCGGGGCCCCCUCAGCACCGGCUCAGUGUCAGACCCAGUGUCGGAGGCGAGACGGGGCUGAUGAGCUGUGCGCUCCCAGAUGAACUUCUCACGCAGAUCCUGGCAGAGCGGAUACAGCUGAGUGACUGCUACCGAGGGGUGGUGUUUGACGGCCUUGACACACUCUUUGCUCGGAAUGCCGCGGCCGCCCUCCUCUGCCUGCUGAAGGCCAUUGGCAGCCGGGAGCAUAUAUACGUUCUCAACAUGGCCCAGGAUUACACAGCCAUGAAGGCCCAGGAGAAAGCCAAAAAGGAGCAAGAAGAACGCAAGCACAAGGAGGCUCUUGAGAAAGAGAAGGAGCGUCUCCAAAACAUGGAUGAGGACGAAUAUGAUGCCCUGACCGAGGAGGAGAAAAUGACAUUGGAUCGGGGGAUUCAGCAGGUGCUCCGGGAGCGGAAGAAGAGGGAGCAGGAGAGGCUGGCAAAGGAGAUGCAAGAAAAGAAGCUACAGCAGGAGCUAGAGCGACAAAAGGAAGAGGAUGGGCUGAAACGGAGGAUCAAAAAAGGAAAGCAGGGAGUCGUGAAGGAGGAGCCAUCCCUGAAGAAAUCUCAAGCCGCAAACAAGCAGGUUCCUCCUUCCACCAAAGCGGAUGUCAAGACAGAGACGGUCGAAGGGAAAAUAUCUGCUAAGGAACAAGCAACAUCUGACAAGGAAGAGCUAAACAAGAAGAAAAAGAACAUGACCGAUGUCAGCACGCAUGGGUUUCCUCUUGUCCAGGAUCAAGAGGACAGCGAAGGGGACAUCUCGAAGGACCCCGAAAAGCAACUGGCCCAGAAGUUUAAGGCCUAUGAGUUGACGCUGAAGGACGUCCAGAACAUCCUUAUGUACUGGGACCGGAAGCAAGGAGUCCAGCUGCCUCCCGUGGGGAUGGAGGAGGUGCCCCAUGAGCCCAACGACCAGCGCCAGGGCCCCUCCAGUGGGCGCAGGGGCCGCAGGGACCGGGAGAGGGAGCGCCAGGAGAAGGAGCGGGCGGAGAAGGAGCGCCUAGAGAGGGAGAAGGCGGAGCGUGAACGCCUGGAGAAGCUGAGAGCCCUGGAGGAGUGGAGCGACUGGGAGGGGGAAAGUGAGGAGGACCAUGAAGGGAAGAAGGAGAAGGACCUGGGCGUGCCCUUCCUCAACAUCCAGGCACCAGACUUUGAAGGCUUGAGCUGGAAGCAGGCCCUAGAGAGUGACAGGCUUCCCAAAGGGGAGCAGAUCCUAGACAUCUUGGGUCUGGGUUCCUCCGGACCACCCAUUCCGCCUCCUGCCUUGUUUUCAAUCGUCUCCUACCCUGCGAAACGGCCGCCUUUGUCCGGAACAGACACCCUGGGGCAUUUUGUGUUUGUGACCCCACCAUCCGAAGACGCGUCUCUCGAUGAAAGAAGAGAAAUGGAAAUAGAAUCAGACCUUUUGGCCUCCACAAACACUAUCAAGGUUCAAGAGGAGCAGACCAGCUCAUCUAAAACAGGCAGACAGAAAAUGAAAGAAAAGAUAGACCAAGUCUAUGAGACUCAGAAGGACAAGCGUCGCAUAGCCUUAACCAAGAAGGCCCUUUCGGGGGAACCUGCUGGAACCAUUUCCCUGCUGUCAGAUACAGACCUGAACAAUUUCAACGGGCAGCACUCCCAGGAGAAACUCGUCAGACUGAAUCACUUCCGGUGGAUUGUCCCAGCCAACGGAGAGGUAACGUUGCAGGUGUACUUCUCUUCUGACGAGUUGGGGAACUUUGACCAAACCUUUAACUUUGAGAUCCUAGGGACUUGCCGCCAGUACCAGCUCCACUGCCGAGGCAUCUGCACUUACCCAUACAUUUCCCAAGACCCAAAAGUGAUAUUUCCUCAGAGGAAGAUGGACAUGAAGAUAAAUGAGGUCGUCUUUAAGAAGUAUGUUAUGAGUGUGGAGACAUACUACUUCGGGCCACUGCUUUGUGGUAAAUCAAGAGAUAAGUACAAGUCAUCAGUAUUCCCAGGCAACAUGGAGAGGCUCACAAUCCUGAACACUUCCUUAAUGGUGGUGGAGGCAUUCUUCUAUUUCCAGAAUGAUGUCAAAGCAAACACAUACUUCCUGGAACCCAACACCAUGGUCCUGAAGCCCAAUGAGAAGCAGAUAUUAAACGUAUGGGCCUACCCUACUUCAGUUGGUGUCUUUGAAGACAGUAUCGUCUGCUGCAUCAAUGAUAACCCAGAGCCAGUCAUCUUCCAGUUAAGCUGCCAGGGGAUCCGCCCGGAACUAGAGUUGGAACCCAGGCAAUUACAUUUUGACCGGCUCUUGCUGCACAGACAGGAAGCCAGGGUAGUUCUUCUCCGCAAUGUCACACUCCUGCCGGUGGCCUGGCGGAUCACCAACCUGGAGCACUUGGGUGAUGAUUUCACUGUGUCCAUGAUGCAGGGAACCAUCCCCCCCAAGGCUGAGUAUGGCCUUCAUCUCUACUUUCAGCCCACCAAGCCUAUCAACAUCAGGAAGGCUUUUCGGUUGGAGGUUUUAGAUGCAGAAAAUCUUCUCGGUGUUGUUCAGAUUGAAAAUAUCAUGGUCUUUGCAGAGGCAUACGACAUCGCCUUGGACAUCACCUUCCCCAAAGGAGCUGAAGGAGGCCUGGACUUUGGGAUUGUCAGGGUCACAGAGGAGGUGAAGCAGCCCCUGCAAUUGAAGAACCGUGGGAAAUACGAGAUCGGGUUCAGCUUUUCCGUGGACUCUGUAGGGAUUUCAACACCUAAUAUAAAUUCCAUGAUCUCAGUCCAACCCAAAAAGGGUUCACUGACCCCAACAGAAAAACCCACAAAUGUCCAAGUUUUCUUCCAUGCAAAAAAGGAAGUGAAGAUCGAGCACCAGCCUGUUCUGCACUGUCAGAUUAUUGAGCCCAGUAUUUCAGAAGGAGGUGAGAUCAUUGCCAGCAUCCCAAUUAAGUUUUCUGUGAAUGCAGUAUAUUCCAAAUACAACAUCAGCCCCUCCUCCAUCAUCAACUUUGGAGCUUUGAUCUGUGGCGCUCGUAAAAGCACCACCUUCACCAUAGAAAAUCAAGGUGUUACUGACUUCAAGUUCUCCCUUUAUCGGCUGACAGGGGAGAGCCCCAUUCAUCAAAAGAAAGCGGUCAGCCACAUCAGACAAGCAAGAUCCCGAGAAAGUGAGAGCUUCUACAAAACUGGCCCUUCCAAAACAUACAAGUUCUCUGACUUGAUUCAGAAGGAAGUGAUCAGCACAGGCCAGGCCCGCUUCUCCCAUGGCAUGUUCACCGUGUACCCCUGGUUUGGCUCCAUCCCUGCCGGAGUACAGCAGGUCAUCAAUGUUGACUGUGUGGCUGACCCCGUGGGAAGAUGUGAGGAGUUUAUAGCCAUUGAUAUCUCCGGCCGAGACCCUACAGACCAGCCUACCAGCAUUCCUUACACUCUGCUGGCUGAAGCCUGUCUCCCAGCCUUCGUGACUGAAAACAAUGCCUUGAUAUUUGAAGAGCACCAGAUAUGCACCAGCGCCAACCUGUACCACAUCCUGCAGACCAUAGAGAGUGGGGGGCUGUUUGUGGAGGACGAGAACAAGUUCAUCUUCUGCAAUGUCCUGGUAGGCUGCCAAGCCAAGGCUCGGUUCAAGAUCAGCAACGUGGGAAAGAUUGCCUGUGAUGUCAACGUUGUAGUCAGGCCUGUCUCCAAUAAGCCCUAUGCCCGCAUCGUCGACAUUUUUGACGUGGAACCCAACAAGAUGUGCAUUGCCAGUCACUCCCAUGCCUUUGCCACGGUGUCCUUCACCCCGCAGAUCAUGCAGAACUACCAGUGCAUCUUCGAGGCUACCUUGGAUGGCUUGCCCAGCACCCUGGUCAAGAGCCGAGGCCUUGUGUUUGACAUCGCUGGUGAGGGGAACCUCCCUCGAGUGACGGUUGUGCGGCCAAUUCUUCAUAACCAACAUGGAAACCCCUUGCUCCUCUUUAAGAGGCUUCUCCUUGGUCGUUCAGAGAAGCUGCCUCUCAUCCUCAAGAACAAUGGCAUCCUCCCUGCCCAGCUGCAUGUUGACCUGCAGGAUGACCUAGGAGUCUUCUCCCUGAAGGGGAGGCCCACCACCUCGUACAUCUACAUCACAGAGGAAAACAAACCACAUGAGAAAGCAAAGAAAGCUCACACAGCCUCCUUGGUUGUUUCUCCUGGAGAUACAGCUGAAUUUGAUGUCUUUUUCCACUCCCAGAAGGUUGGGAGAGUGAAAGGAAUCAUCCACUUGUCAGUGAUCAACAACCAGUAUGAGGACACCAUCAUCCGCAUGGUGGGAGAGGGCUAUGAGGAUGACAUCACCUUGGACAACAUCCACGGGCUGGUGGCUUCCACCAGUCAGGAAGGCAUAAGUAUCUCUGAGUUCACAGAGAUCCUCGAGGACAAUGAUAUGGAAGACUUGGUGGCAGCUGCUCUGGUGGACCAUAUCCAGUUUGGGGACUGCCACAUUGGACACAGCUAUAAUGUGAGCUUCACAGUCACAAAUCACAGCCAAGUGAACGUGAUACGGUUUGAAUGGCCUGUUUUAGCUACAGUUACUUUCUCCCCACAGAUGGGCCACCUCCACCCUGGGUGUGCCAAGGACAUAGUGGUGACACUGAAGUCAGAUGUACCCAUCAACCUGAAGAACAUGCAGAUCAAGUGCAAGCUCUCCAAGAUCAUGUUUCAGGUCCCUGCAGACCAGGUCUCCGAUUGGGAUGACCGCAUGCACACAGUCAAGUGGGUGGACGUGCCCAGAAACAUGCCUGGAACUCUCAAUACAAAAAGAAAAGUGAUAGAGACGGAUCCUGAGCCUGCUCACUCAGUAGUAGAAGAAAACUACCCAGAACUGCAGCUUCAAAUCAGCGCCAAUGUGGAUUUUGCUUCCUACCACUGCCAAACAAGAGAUGUGUGCUUUAAGGAAACCUUGGUUUACCAGACCCGGGUGUUUGAGUUUGACAUGACUAAUUCAGGACGUGUGCAGCUGGAAUUUAGCUGGGUCUCAGAAGAUUCCUCAAAGGCAGUCAGCUCUGCAAAACCAGAUCACCACGGUUCCACUCAAAAAGAUCAGCUUAGUCAGGUCACGAUGCACACGGCCAGCACCCUGGACAGCGCCAUGGACCACUGGACUGAAGGUUCCCCACAACCCUUCUCUGUGGAGCCCUCCUCUGGAAUCGUGCCUGUGGGGAAGAUUCAGAAGCUCAAAGUGAAAUUCUCUCCAUUGGACAUUGGAGACUUCGAGAGCAACCUUUUCUGCCAGAUUCCCAACCUGCCACCUGGAGAGCAAGGUCCGGUCCUGGUAGCAAAAGGGCGGAGCAUCUUGCCCAUCUGCCAUUUUGAUCUGAAAGACUCAGACUACAUCAGUGGCCAUCAGCGCAACCCAGAGCUCCGAGGACCUGGUGGGGGAGAUCUGGAUUCAAACAUCCGGGUGAUUGAGUUCGCCGCUGUGGGCCUAGGAGGGAAGAAUCUCCGGACCUUUACAAUCCUAAACCCAACCAAUAGCACCUACUCCUUCUCCUGGACCUCUGAAGAAACUGAAAGUCUCCAGAACCCCACAGCAUUCACAUGUCUUACAGAGAAGGGCUUCAUCCACCCUGAAAAAAAAGCUGAGAUCGUGUUCCAGUUCACACCUUUCCAUCUGGACAUCACUGAAUCACUGUGGACCUUCCUAAUCCCUGAACACAACAUCACAGUCCCUUUCCUGCUGGUGGGCAAAACUACUGACCCUCUUAUCUCUCUGAACAAGUCACACCUCAACUUCAGCUCUCUCCUCAUUGGCAGAGAAGCCAGGGAGACUGUGCAGAUCAUCAACAAGGAGGAGCAGGGCUUUGAUUUUUCCUUCCAGGACAACUCCCGCUAUUCUGAAGGUUUCAGCAACAGCCUGCUUGUGUGUCCCAUGGAAGGCUGGCUCCCACCACUGUCCAGGUUUCCAAUUGAUAUUUUCUUCACACCAAAGCAGGAAGGAGAUGUGAACUUUAAUUUGAUCUGCAAUGUGGAAAAGAAAGUCCACCCUCUGAGGUUAAAUGUCAAGGCUGAGGGCUACACUAUGAAUGCAGAGAUCAAGUGCAAGGACAAGACAGGCACCGUCACUCUGCUGACUCCCAACCAGAAGAACGUUAUCAACUUCUAUGAGGUGGAGUUAAAUGAAUGUGUCCAGUGUGAAUUCAACUUUAUCAACACUGGAAAGUUCACCUUCAGCUUCCAGGCAGAGCUGUCUGGCUCCAAAGCCCUGCUGCAGUAUUUGGAAUUUUCACCCACUAACAGCAUUGUGGAUGUGGGGCAGAGUGUACAUGCCAUCCUGUCUUUUCAUCCAGUUAAGAAGUGUGUCUUGACAGAUCUGGAACUCACAAUAAAGAUCAGCCAUGGCCCAACAUUGAUGUGUAGCAUCUCAGGCUGUGCUGUGAGCCCGGCUAUCCAUUUCUCCUUCACCAGCUACAACUUUGGGACCUGCUUUAUAUAUCAGGCUGGGAUGCCCCCGUACAAACAAACCUUGGUCAUUACCAACAAGGAAGAAACACCUAUGAGCAUAGAUUGUCUGUACACCAACACCACUUACCUGGAGGUGAGCUGCCGUGUUGAUGUGAUAAAGCCCGGAAAGACACUGGAGGUUCCAAUAACUUUUUAUCCUCGAGAAAGUAUCAACUAUCAAGAACUCAUCCCCUUUGAAAUCAAUGGGCUCUCACAACAAACAGUUGAAAUCAAAGGGAAGGGUGCUGAAAUGAAGAUUGUAGUCCUAGAUCCAGCCAACAGGAUUGUGAAGUUGGGAGCUGUCCUGCCAGGGCAGGUUGUGAAAAGAACAGUUUCCGUCAAGAACAACAGCCUGGCCCAGCUCACAUUUAACCAGUCCGUUAUGUUCUCAAUUCCAGAACUCCAGGAACCCAAGGUCAUCACCUUGGUGCCCUUCCGCAACAUCACGCUGAAGCCCAGAGAAGUCUGCAAACUGGACGUCAUCUUUGCCCCAAAGAAGCGCAUCCCUCCCUUCUCUGAGGAGGUGUUCAUGGAAUGCAUGGGGCUCCUGCGCCCCCUCUUCCUCCUUAGUGGCUGCUGCCAGGCCCUGGAGAUAUCCCUGGACCAGGAACAUAUUCCCUUCGGACCCGUGGUGUAUCAGACACAAGCCAUGCGUCGCAUCCUCAUGUUGAACACAGGCGACGUGGGUGCAAGGUUUAAAUGGGACAUCAAAAAAUUUGAGCCUCAUUUCUCCAUUAGCCCAGAAGAAGGCUAUAUUACCUCAGGCAUGGAGGUUUCUUUUGAAGUGACCUACCAUCCCACCGAGGUGGGAAAGGAGAGCCUCUGUAAAAACAUUCUCUGCUUCAUCCAGGGAGGCAGUCCUCUGAGCCUAACCCUGUCUGGAGUCUGCAUGGGACCACCUGCAGUAAAAGAGGUGGUGAAUUUCACGUGCCAGGUGCGGUCCAAGCACACACAGACCAUCCUGCUGUCAAACCGCACCAACCAGACCUGGAAUCUGCAUCCCAUCUUUGAGGGUGAGCACUGGGAGGGACCUGAGUUCAUCACCCUGGAGCCCCACCAGCAAAACAAGCCCUAUGAGAUCACCUACAGGCCCUGCACCAUGAACUUGGAGAACCGCAAGCACCAGGGCACCCUCUUCUUCCCCCUCCCAGAUGGGACUGGCUGGCUGUAUGCUCUGCACGGGACUGCUGAGCUCCCCAAAGCUGUAGCCAAUAUCUACCGUGAAGUACCAUGUAAGACCCCCUACACUGAACUCCUGCCAAUUACCAACUGGCUAAGCAAGCCCCAGAGAUUCAGGGUCAUCGUGGAAAUACUGAAACCGGAGAAGCCAGACCUAAGCGUUACUAUGAAGGGCCUUGAUUACAUUGAUGUACUGUCUGGCUCUAAGAAAGACUACAAGCUGAACUUCUUUUCCUACAAGGAGGGAAUGUACACUGCAAAGGUGAUCUUCCGAAACGAGAUUACAAAUGAGUUCCUGUACUACACAGUGAGUUUCAAGGUCAUCUCUUCAGGCAUCAUCAGAACCAUCGAGAUGGUGACCCCCGUCCGGCAGAUUGCAUCAGCCUCCAUCAAGCUGGAGAACCCUCUGCCCUACUUGGUGACCUUCUCCAUGGAAUGCCGGAUACCGGACAUCUCCCUCCCCUCCCAGUUUGUGGUGCCUCCCAACUCCGAGGGCACGUUCUCAUUUGAAUUCCAGCCCCUGAAAGCUGGAGAAACCUUUGGAAGACUGACUUUGCACAGUACUGACUUGGGUUACUACCAGUAUGAGCUCAAUCUGAAAGCCACGCCAGCACUUCCGGAAAAGCCCGUUCACUUCCAGACUGUCCUUGGCAGCAGCCAAAACAUGCUUGUGAAGUUCAUCAAUUAUACACGGCAGAGGAUAGAAUACUACUGCAGGACUGACUGCACAGACUUCCACACAGAAAAAAUCAUUAAUGCAGCCCCAGGAGGCCAGAGCGGCACUGAAGCCAGUGUGGAAGUCUUCUUCGAGCCCAGCCACCUGGGUGAGACCAAGGGCAUCCUCAUGCUAUCAUCACUUGCAGGUGGGGAGUAUAUCAUCCCCCUCUUUGGAAUGGCUCUGCCUCCCAAGCCCCAAGGUCCCUUCCUGAUCAGAGCCGGAUACAGCAUAAUCAUCCCCUUCAAGAAUAUCUUCUAUCACAUGGUGACCUUCUCCAUCAUCGUGGAGAACCCAGCCUUCAGCAUUCGCGCUGUGGAGUCUGUGCGGCCCAAGAAGAUCAACAACAUCACAGUCUUCUUUGAAGGAAACCCAUCCGGCAGCAAAACCCCCAUCACCACCAAGCUGAUUGUGAGCUGCCCUCCUGGUGAAGGCAGUGAAACUGGAAUUAAAUGGGUUUAUUAUCUGAAGGGGAUCACCCUUUAGUGGUAACCAGAGUUACCUGCAUCAACCAAAAGUUAUGCAUUGUCUUAGCCUGACAAAGAAGAGAGAAAACAAUAAAAAUUCUAAAGGAACUGUUUUUAUUCUUCUCAUACAAUUAUAGGGGCAGUUAUUUCCAUAUUACAUGUUUUCCAAAUAUAGAUAUGAAAUAUCUAUUCAUAUUAAGCAUUAUAACUACACACAACAGAUCCGUAUUUUAGACAACUGAAUCCUUGUAAGUCCCUAAAUUUAGUUUCUUGACAUCGCCCCAAAGCUCAAGUACUUUGUAAUAAUCUCCAUUUUUUACAGGAAGGCACAAGCAUCACACUAAUAACCUUCUACCAUACAACACUUAGCAGCGUGUGACCCUGGGCCCUGAGUUUCUUUUUGAAAUCCAAAAGGGUGGGGUUUCUCUUUGCCGCGGUGCGCCAGAGCAGAGUACAGUCUGAGGCGAAGGGAGUCAUGGCAGGACAGGCGUUUAGAAAGUUUCUCCCACUCUUUGACCGAGUAUUGGUUGAAAGGAGUGCUGCUGAAACUGUAACCAAAGGAGGCAUUACGCUUCAGAAAAAUCUCAAGGAAAAGUAUUGCAAGCAACAGUAGUCACUGUUGGAUGGGGUUCUAAAGGAAAGGGUGGAGAGAUUCAUCCAGUUAGCGUGAGACUUGGAGAUAAAAGUUCUUCUCCCAGAAUAUGGAGGCACCAAAGUAGUUCUAGAUGACAAGGAUUAUUUUCUAUUUAGAGAUGGUGACGUUCUUGGAAAGUACGUAGACUGAAAUAAGUCACUGUUGAAAUGGCAUCAAUGUGAAGCUGCCCGUUCCACUGAAGUUCUGAAAUCUUCCAUCAUGUAAAUAAUUCCCAUCUCUCUCUUUUAUAAUAAACUAGUGAUAACUGAUUUUUAAAAAUCCAAAAUGGUUUAAAAAGCCCUUAAACAUGACUAUUUUGAUGCGGCAUUUUAUUCUGCUUUCACAUAAAAGCCAAAUGAGUAUUUUCAAAGGGAUGGACAGAUAACAUUAGGGCACCCAGGGACACCUCCAUGACUUUUUCUCUUGGCUUUUAUGCUAUCAGUGUCCAAAUCCCACAUUUGUCCUACACAGAAAGUUCUCACUGAAGUCCAGGCUCUGAAGAAUGGCUAAAAGAGAUCUCAGCUUCCCCUGCCACACACACACACUCCCAGCCUUGGAUAGCACUUGGAGUGAGAGCAGGGAUUCCCAACCCAUCUGCACAUCAGAACCACCUAACUCUCACUCAGACCCUCCCUCAACCCCAUCUGAUUUAAUUGGUCCAGAGAGGGGUGUGGGCAUCUUUAUUAUAUAUAUAACUUGUACAGCAGAGUUGAGAACCAGUGCCACAGAUCAGUCACCUGCCCAGCCAUUUGUGCUGCAACUGAGUUAGGAAAUCCCUGCCAGGGAAAGGACCACACCUCAGUUUGAUACGUUGCAACUGCCCCUAUUUUGUGUGCACCCAAAGCAUGGUGAUUAAGUGUCUUUUUUCAAACAUCACUUUGGAAGCUUCACCUCCAAGAAGCAGUGGAGCACCUGCCUCAGCCCAGAGACUUGGCUUCCCGUGGGUCUCGUGGUGUGUGUUAAUAGGACCACUCACCUAUCAGUGUCACCUUUUGAAAUAAAGACGGUUAAAGUCUG
This is a messenger RNA of Callithrix jacchus (white-tufted-ear marmoset), 19390 nucleotides long. RefSeq names its product HYDIN axonemal central pair apparatus protein (gene HYDIN). The record is from RefSeq and is a predicted model, not a curated record. Gene Ontology annotation, cellular component: axoneme. Gene Ontology annotation, biological process: axonemal central apparatus assembly; cilium movement. NCBI's taxonomy places the organism in Eukaryota, Metazoa, Chordata, Mammalia, Primates, Cebidae.